UUUUCUCAUUUUAUAAUUUUGUUUUAAUUUGAAACAAAAAUUAUUCAUUUCGCUUAAAUUUUGCUAGCUUAGUUUUUGUGUGCUUUUGUAGUUAUGUAUAUAUAUAUAUAUUUCUAUUUUAGUUUUCAGUUCAUUUUAGAUUUAAUUUUUUUUGUAUAAAAUUAAGAAUAAUAUGAAAAUGAAUGGUAAAAUAUAAAUAGUUGAACAUGUAGUCUAGUUUUAAAAAGCGUUAUUAAAUGUAAAAAAAAAAAAAAAGAAUGAAGCGGAAUUACAUUCAAUAAAGGAUCAUUAAUUAAAUAAAUAAUCCAUAUAUAUAUUAUGUAUGUUAGCGCACCCUCUAGUGGCUCUAUACGUAGACGCGUGCGCGUGCCCGCUGACGUCACCGUGCUGUAAACCCACAACCAGCAGAGCGUCACAGAGCAACUCCACGCUGAUAACGCUCGAAUAAUUCGUGUUCUCACCCCGCGUGCGUCUGUUUUUCUACUUCAACCUCGUCAGCAGACAAUACUCAAACACCAGCGUUCACUUCCUACACAAUUCACCCCGUCGAACCGGCUGUUUCCCAUCUUAUACGUUACACUUCCGGGUUUACAAGCGUCUUUUCCCUCUGAGGAUCAGCUGUGAAGAUUGAAUGAAGCAGAGAAGAGGAAGAGAAGAAGAGAGCAGAAUAAUAAACACAGCGUGCCCGGAGGACGACCAGAGAAAGCGGCUUUUCUGGAUUUUUUUCUUCUGACGGGAGCGCGCUGGCGUUCACCACAUCUCCUAUUAUUAUAUAUCAUCAUAAUCCACAGAAGUAUGAAGAUCUGUCAAUGGUGACUCAUCCUACAGCUCUUAUAUGCGAUUUCUUCUCCUCCUCCGAGUUGUUGUUUUGGAUCUCCAGCACUUCAUUUAGUCUGUUUUGAGAGUAUAUAUUGAUAUAUUAAGAGAUUAUCUUGCUUUUUUCUGUCAUUUGUGCUGCUGUCACGCUUGAUUGGGAUCUGGGAGAACGGCGCGUGCACGAGUCCGGCUGAUUUAUCUGUAUUAUUUUCAUGGUUUAAUGACAAUUAAAGUGUCGCCGGUUGGACAAUGAAGAAGUUCUUCGAUGCCCGACGGGAGAUGGUGAGCUCCGGGCCCGCGUCUGGAGCCGGUGCGGGAGGCGGCGCGGGCUCCGGUGCCUUCAUCGGACGCGUUUUCUCCAUCGGACGCUAUCAGGUGACCGUGGAGGAGACCGUGGCCGAGGGUGGUUUUGCUAUCGUGUUUCUGGUGAGGACUCAUCAGGGCGUGCGCUGUGCACUGAAGAGAAUGUAUGUCAACAACGAACACGACCUUCAAGUAUGCAAGAUGGAGAUUCAGAUUAUGAGGGACCUCGUGGGGAACAAAAACAUAGUAGGCUUCCUGGACUCCAGCAUCACAGCGGUGGGAUCAGGGGACGUUUGGGAAGUUCUCAUACUGAUGGACUUCUGUAGAGGCGGGCAGGUUGUGAACCUGAUGAACCAGCGUUUGCAGACGGGCUUCAGUGAGUCGGAAGUGCUGCAGAUCUUCUGUGACACAUGUGAAGCUGUUGCUCGACUACAUCAGUGCAAACCUCCCAUCAUCCACCGGGACCUCAAAGUGGAGAACAUCUUGCUCCAUGACAGAGGUCAUUAUGUGUUGUGUGAUUUCGGUAGUGCCAUCAACCGCUCCCAGAAUCCGCAAACAGAAGGUGUGGCGGUUGUAGAAGAAGAAAUCAAGAAGUACACUACUCUUUCAUACCGCGCCCCAGAAAUGGUCAAUCUCUACGGAGGCAUGGUCAUCACUACUAAAGCAGAUAUAUGGGCUUUAGGCUGCUUGUUGUAUAAGUUGUGUUAUUUCACAUUGCCGUUUGGAGAGAGUCAGGUGGCUAUCUGUGACGGCAGCUUCACCAUCCCAGACAACUCCAGAUACUCACACGAUAUGCACUGUCUCAUCCGUUACAUGCUGGAGCCAGACCCUGACAUGAGGCCAGAUAUCUUCCAGGUGUCAUAUUUCGCUUUUAAACUCUCCCGGAGGGACUGUCCGGUACAGAACGUUCACAAUUCACCCAUUCCAACAAAACUCCCCGAGCCAAUCAGGGCGAGUGAAGCUGUGGCCAAGAAGAGUCAAAACAAAGCCAGGCUCACUGAUCCAGUCCCCACUACUGAGACAUCCAUCGCACCCCGGCAGCGUCCCAAGGCUGGUCAGGCUCAACCAAUCACAGGCAUCCUGCCAAUCCAGCCAGCCCUCACUCCUCGCAAAAGACCCAGUGCACCUCCAGGACCCAGCCAACCAAUCAGUGUCAACAUGGCUUCCCAGCCUCCUGUCGCUCAGCAGCAAGCCACUCCCUCUCCACCACAGACCACACCCCAGCACGCACAACUGUUUGUGCAGCAGCAAAAUACAGCCUUCUUUACUGCUCAACAGCAGCAGAAUCACUCAACGCAGACACAAAUGCCAGCUGCAUCUCCCUCCACACAAUCUAAACCUAAGAAUAGGGCACCCCCUCCACCCAUGCACCACCCUCAACCCGAUCGCCUGACAACACUAUCAGCAACCACACAGACAAAACCCAAAGCAAUGGCCCCAGCCCCGCCUGCUGAAUCUUCACAUAGUGUAGAUGGUGAGGCCUCCGUGUCUGCGCAACCUAAAACCAAAGCUAUGGCACCUCCACCCCCUGCAUCACAUGCCUCCACUACCCUGCCUCCACCUAACAGCACCUCAGCAGCAUCCACUUACUCUGGAGGAGAGCCAGAGCAGAGGUCUGCUGCUGGAAGUCGUGGAGUGCAUAAAGUCGGCUCUUUGACUCCACCCUCUUCCCCUAAAGCCGCCCCUAAGGGAGGACACAGAAGAAUACUAAGUGAUGUCACGCACAGCACCAUAUUUGGAGUUCCUGUGAGCAAAUCCACCCAACUGCUUCAAGCUGCAGCUGCAGAAGCCAGCCUCAACAAAUCAAAGUCGGCUAGCACUACUCCAUCGGGGUCUCCGUGUUCAUCACAGCAAAGUGUUUAUCAGCCAGCGGAUGCUUCUGGACACUCGGCUGGAGCUACAGGAUCCUGGAACCCAUUUGGCGAUGACAAUUUCUCCAAGCUCACAGCAGAAGAGCUGCUGAACAAGGAUUUUGCCAAACUGGAUGCCAAGACAGCAGAGAGAUCCUGUCCUGAAAAUCUAAUUUCUGGGUUGCAGUCUGUGUCAUCCAAUAAAGGCUUUCUCCAGGGAGGAGCUGGAAUGGAUUCGCUGAUCCCUGGUCUGGAUCCUCUACAGACUGAUCUUAAAUCAGCUGCACUUCCAGAAUGUUUGGUUGGACGGGAUUCACUUCUGGAUGGUUCGCUUCUCUCUCACCCCUCUGCUGGGGGUCUACUGCUGUCUUCCCCCUCGUCCCUGCCUGUACCAUCUGUGGACCAGUUUACUGCUUUGAGCAGUGGACCAUCCCACCAGGCAUCAGAUCAGAAUCACCCACUCUCAGGCUUUCAGUCCUCUGAGACUGGAGACCAGAGCUCCGAUAACCAGUUUGACCCAAUUCCAGUGCUUAACUCCAAAAGCUCCAGCCAAGGUGGUCAUUCGCGCAGCAACAGUGGCAGUUCUGAGACCAGUCUGCCCUCGCUGGCAUGCUCCCUUCUGCUGGUGGACCAACUCAUCGACUUAUAGAGGAAACAGAGAGGGAGAGGGCAGUGUGCAAUUCUUUAAAAAAAAAUAAGCAGUAGUUUAGAAACCUUAAGUUAGUCCAUCCAUAUUUUCUUUUUGGCAUUCUUUUAAACUUUCGCAGUAUCUUUCUUCUCUGUUGAUCCAUAAACAUUCACAUGACUUUCAUUCAUUUAUGCUUCAUCCAUCACAAUGUAAAAUUUGCUAAGCUUUUUUUUUUUAUGAACUUUUAUUUUGAACGAACAGCUUAGCUAGGGUUAAUGGCAAGUCAAAGAUCGAAAUUCAAAAAUAAGUUGUUGUUUUUUCAAUUAAAUUUAAGAUACAUAUAUAUAUAUGUAAAUAAAACUUUUUAAACCAUUGGGAAAUUGUGUAUAAAGUCCACGAUAUUACAAUUUGCGUUAUUUAUUUUGUUAUCGCACAUCAUUAGUGUUAAGGUGAAAAAUUAAUCUGUACAAAUUAAUCCACAAUGAAGAAACCAUUUUGUUUUGGUAAUCUUUGUCAAUCCAAAGGUCGAAAUUUAAAAAAAAUGAAAAUUAUUAUUGUUUAGUUUAGUUUUAUUUUUAAUAAAAUUAUAAUUUAUACCAUUUGAAAAAUGUGUAUAAAGGCCACAUGAUAGCAAAUCAUACUAAAUUGUACGAAUUAUAUUUCAUAAAUUAAAAAGUUAUGAGUUGCUGUGAGAUACUGUUGCGUUAGUCUUAAGGUGAAGAAAUAAUCCAGACAAAUGAAUCUACUUGAUAUCAAAAUUUGCGAUGCUCAUUUUGCUAUCGCACAUCGUUAGUCCAGCCAGAUCUCACGAGGAAACGUAACUAUUUUACAAUUUGUCCGUUUAAUGAUAAAUUCAAAUGAAUUUGUACAAGUUCAUUCGCAAUAAACCCCACUACUAAACGUAACCAUCAUUGGGGCAUAUGUACUAAAUUGUACGAAUGAGAUUGUACAAUUUCAUACGAAUUAACCACUAAAUCAAAAAGUUAUGAAUUGCUGUGUGAUAUCGUUGCGUCAGUCUUAAGGUAAAGAAUUAAUCUGUACAAAUUAAUCCACAAAAAAGUCCAUGUGAUAUCAAAAUGUUGCUAUGUUUAUUUUGCUAUUGCACAUUGUUAGUCCGGCCAGAUCUCACAAGGAAACGUAAUUAUUUCACGUUUUGUCAGUUUAGUGGCUAAUCCUUACAAAUUCAUACAAGUUCAGUCGCACCAAACCCCACCCUUAAACCCAACCGUCAGAGGGGGAUAAGCAAACCGUACUAAAGUGUACGAAUGAGAUGUCAUACGAAUUAGCUACUAAAUCAAAAAGUUACGAAUUGCUGUGAACUAGUGUUGCAUUAGUCUUAAAGUGAAGAGUUAAUUGUAUAAAUUAAUUUACAAAAAAAAGUCCACGUGAUGUCAAAACUUGCCAUGUUUAUUUUGCUAUCACACAUCAUAUUAUUCUUAAGGUGAACAAUUAAUGCGUACAAGUUAAUUGACAAUUUAUUUAUAUAUAUAUAUAUAUAUAUAUAUAUAUUAUAAUCAUUUAUAUUAAAUAUAAUCUUUGUCAAUCCAGAAGUCAAAAUUUUAUUAUACCAUUUGAAAAAUGUAUCUAUAAAGUCCACAGUAUCCAAAUUUGCGAUGUUUCUUUUGCUUGCACACAUUGUUAGUCUCGUUAGCACAUAGUUUUGUUGUGAAGAAUUAGUCUGUACAAAUUAAUCCACACAGAAUUAAAAAAAAAACAUUGUUUUGGUAAUCUUUGGAUGUCAAUCCAAAAGUUGAAAUUUUUUAAAAUCAUUUUUAAAAAAACAAGUAUUUAUAAAGUCUGCAAUAUACAAAUUUGCUAUGUUUCUUUUGCUAGCGCUCAUCGUUAGACCUAAAGUGAAAAAUUAAUCCAUACAGGUUAAUCCAUAAAAAUAAACCAUUUUGUUUUUGUCAUUUUUUUUUUUUAAUCCAAAGGUCUAAUCGUUCCUUGCCUACGAGUUCUGUUUGCUAACAGCGUGACAGCGAAAACUACUGGCCUGGCAUACAUAAUCUUACAAUUUUGGCAGUUUUCACGUAUAAGCGUGUUUUUGAUCAUUGUUUUUAAAAAUGCUAGGUCAACACUUUUUUGACCUGAUUGUUAUCUAAACAAUCUCUUAAAGUAUAUUUGGUCCACUUUGUAGAUUAUUAAAGAAAACACUAAGCACAAAACAACUGUAUUAUAACGGUCUGAAAAACCAUACACAAAACCCUAUUAUUAUACUGAGAUUUGUCCAGAAAAAAAAUUGUUAAUGCAUUUAAGUAAAAAGGUUUAAAACAAUCAAUUGAUGAAAUAUGUCGGAUAUGAGUACAUUUGGAUUCGUGUAUGAAUCCUAACUACACAAGAUGCGAUAAAAGCUAUCUUUUCCAUAUUCAAAGGAGCCCCAUUUUAAAAUUGGUUUCAUUUUUGCGAUGCCAUGGCUGAAAAACAUCAUAUACUACGACAAUGAUCGCCUCAGGUACUAAUUAUGGGCUUCAUUCAGUGUUAAAGCUUCCAAUGCGAGUUUAAACAACAUUUUACAUACCAUUUAUUGCCAUACUGAAAGCAGCAGCAGAUAGUUCACCUCAGAUCUUGAAAAUAAACAAACUAGCAAAUGUAUAGUUUGAAAAUGAAUGUCAGAACUCAACAUCAGUCACUCAGCAUGUACUUUUAAUAAUGUUAAAGAGGUUUAGUAUGUGUUAAUUAGAUUAUAAACCUGCGCUUCUGAAUGGCUGGUAUUUAAAUGUUUCUGUCGGACAAAUUUCCUUUCGUGUGCAGUUACGACUCGAUAUCCUAGGACUUAAUAUCGAUAAACCUAAAUGACUAGUUUGUUUUUUCAUACUCGCGCAAAGAACAUUUACAGAUUUUCCCAUCCACAUUAUCGAAUUUAGUUCAAACCAAGUCUUUAAACCAAGUGUUUUCUUAUAGUCCGUCAAUCAUCUUGGGUUUGAUUCCUGGAUGCUCUUUCAUUCUAUCAUUCUUUUCUUCAUCGUAUCUCCUUUAUUUUGAUUCCUUCAUUCAUACCCCCUGCUUCUUAUUUUUAUUAUUUGCUGUUUGCACUGAGGUGUGGGACACAGAUGUACUACCUUUACAAGAUGACCAUAGAACUCAGUAAAAUGAAAAACAAUCUGUAAACAAAAAGAAACCAGAUCAUAUGGGCAUAAUAUAGGAUGAAUGUACACAUUCUGAACCUGUAUAAAUGUGCAUUAUUCUCAAGAUACAUAUUAUACGAUGAUUUAUCUGUAUGUUAGGGUACAACGUUCUGAUGUUUGUCAACUGUAUUGUAUCAUUUUUGCCUGUGUUUGUUUCUCCACCGAAUGGGGUGUUUUGGAUAAACUUGAAUAUACAGAAAGAGCCUAUCAGGGGUGUGCGCUUUCGAGGCAAGAGAUUCAGUGUUCGAUAGCGUUCGUCAAAAUUGAGAAAUGUAAAUAUAAGUUCACGAGCUUUAUUUUUUACUUUUAACCAUUGCCGUCUCAAAUAGCCUCUAUUUUGAAUCAUAGCCUCUAUUUCAAUAAGACAGAUGUGUGUUAUUUUCUAAGCGUGCGUAAAUGUGUUUAGACGGAGCCUAUGACAGGCUGCUCUUCCCGAGGUCUCGUCUAUUGUGACGUGUAACAGAAAUGAGAGACUCAUAUCAAACAUUCCUUGAUUUCUUCUUGAGUUACUGCCAGAAAAUUGGACCUAUAUAUUUUUAAUCGAAUUUCCUUUUUUCAGAAGGUAAAAUAGGAAUUGUGAAAAACAAAGGGUUUUAUUGGAAAGUGUUGUGUCUUCAUGACCUUAAAAUAUCAUUUAUUUAAUCCUGUAAUGCAUAAAUGCACUGAACAGAAUGGCUUGUUAUCUUUAAAGUUAACUCUUCAGCAUUUAUCUGAAAAUGGUCAAAUAUUGACCCAUGUAUCAAUCUGUUACGUUAUUUUGGGCAUCAGGCAUGCAAAGUCACAUUUUACAAUACAUAUCAAACAUAAAACAGAGCUCAAUAUAUGAACACAUGUCUGUACGUACUGUACUAUAUGUAUGAUGUUUGGAUUAUUCAUUAUUAGAUUAGAUAGAGUUGUAUUGUGUUAGAUGCUAAAAGCGUCAUUUUAUUUUGAGUUAAUGUUUUGUCUGUUGAUCGUUUGCAAAUGUUGCAUCGCUAGAUGAUUAUUGUGUAGGUUUUAACCCAGGCUUACGAGAGAAGCAUUUCAUGAGGAUGAGCAUUUAAGGUGCCGUUUACACUCGUGAAUUUCAUUUUGCAAAUGAAAACACUCUUCGUCCAGACUGGCGUUUUUACUGUGUUUUAGAAAAACGAUCUUCUUCCACACUAUAUUGUGUGAAAUGAGUUCACUACAUUACAAAAGCCUUGUCGCCUAUCCCAGUUUUAGGAACAACAAAUAAUAACUUGACUUGUAGUUGAUCAUUUGUCAUUGGAAGUGGCUCAUAUGAAAGGCGAAGGCCUCUAGAUUACACUUAUUUUACCAAAAUAAAAUAUGACCAUACCUUGAUUUUUAAUGAUUUAAUUAGGACAGUAAGAUCUGACUUUGCUUAGACAAAAGUCUUGUCACUUAACAGUAAUAAUGUCCAGUAUAGAAUAUAAAGUCAUGCUGCAGUGGAAAAAAUUGAAUAUUGAGACUCCUGUGAGCCUGGAGGAUCAUCAAGAUCCUUUGCAUUUGGAUUCAUCUUCAAUGCCUUCUCCAUCUUAACCAAGACAUGCUCAAUAAUGUUCAUGUCUGGUGACUGGGCAGGCCAAUCCUAGAGCAUAUUGAUCUUCUUUGCUUUCAGGAACUUUGAUGUGGAGGCUGAAGAAUGAGAAGGAGCGCUAUCCUGCUGAAGAAUUUGCCCUCUCCUGUGGUUUGUAAUGUAAUGGGCAGCACAAAUGUCUUGAUACCUCAGGCUGUUGAUGUUGCCAUACACUCUGCAAAUCUCGCACACGCCCCCAUACUGAAUGUAACCCCAAACCAUGACUUUUUUCUUCACCAAAGUUGACUAAUUUUUCUGAGAAUCUUGGGUCCAUGCGGGAUCCAAUAGGUCUUCUGCAGUAUUAGUGAUGAUUGCAGUUUAACAAAUGAUUCAUGAGAAAAAAUCUACCUUUUGUCACUUUUACAAAUGAUCAACUAGAAGGAGUCAAGCUAUUAUUUGUUGUUCUUACAACUAGGAUCAACGACGAGACUUAUAGCAACAUUUGUACUUUCAGUCUACUGUUUAUGUAAUGGCCAUAUAACAGGGGCAAAGUUGUCAGUAGGGAACACACAAUAGUCCAGCAGACCAAUCAGAGCGAUUGUGAUUAGCCUUGCCUCCAUUUUCAACUGUUUGUGUUUCAGUCCGUCUACAAUGAAACAAAACACCAGUGUUUAUCAUGCAAACUACUUUUUAAAGUGGACCUAUUAUGCCUUUUUUUUCAAGAUUUAAAAUAAGUCUCUGAUGUCCCUGUGUAUGUGAAGUUUUAGCUCAAAACACCACACCAAAAAUGUUUAAUGACACUUUUAAACUGCCCAUUUUAGGCUUUGAUUCAAAUUGUGGCAAAUUGGUGACUGUUGCUUUAAAUUCUAACGUGAUUUUUUAAAAGAGGGCGGAGCUACAAAUAUAUAUGUGUCAGUGGGGGUGAUCAGUGAUCAAAUACAUAUGUGUCAGUGGGGGGAUUGGGACAUAGUCAAUCAAAGCAUUUCAGCAGACUGUUUUAUCAAGCCUGAUAAUAAAAGAGUAGAAGUAAUAAAUGUUUUACCAUUAAAGGCUAGUUAUAUUCAGACACUCUCACCACAAAACUGUGUUUAAACCCCUUAUAUAAGUGAUUUUUACAUAUUAGGUCUCUUUAAGAUGAAAAUUUGCUGAAUUAUUGUCUUUAAAAUCAUAUUUAUCAACUGUAAAAGCAGUCAAAACAUGAAGACAGGGCAGGACAUAGAGUAGCUGCUCCACCUUUUUUCAAACUCAUCCAAUAGAAUUUGGUUUAUAUCUAGUGAGAGUAAGAUCAAGCGCAUAUAUCAGUAGCAUCUUGAUGGGGGUGGGGCAUGUAAUACUAGAGAACAGUUGAUUGGUCAACAGAUUUGAUGAGAAACUAAAGCAUGCUUUGAAAAUCAUUGAUCCAUUUUGGCGGAAGAAACCAACUGCAAUCUUGGGAUGUUUAUAUCUUCUAAAUGCAAAUUUUGUCACUGUUUUGAAGCACGCUAGCUUUUACAUAUCAUUAAGACUAACAUACUAAUAGUAACAUCUGAAAAAGUUUAUUUCAAUCUCUCGGGGACUUAAAAAGAUGCUGGAAUAAAUGUAACAAAUCUAAAAUGCACCGGUGUAAACGGCACCUAAGUCCAUCUCUAGACUAUCAGUGGGAUUUAAGCAAAUUCAUAUACAAUGGGCAAAACCUACAAUCACCACAAGUUUCAAUGAGCAUGUUGGAAAUGUUAUGUUUGUGUUUUCUUUGCCAUGUACUUAAUUCCUCUUUGUUCUUUCUCCCUUUGCUUGUUUUAUCGUGGCUGAUCUAUGCAAUUUGACUGUGCUCAUGGUUCCUCUUAGAUAAGCACCUAGCGGUGUGGCUAAGUAGUCUUAGCGUUGAAGUCUUUCUUGUGUUCUAGUGUGUGUUACACCCCACAAAAAAAUGACAAAGACAAAAAGUCAUAUCUAUCCUGGAAUGCCAUGGUUUAACCAUUCUCCCUAUGUUAUUGAGCGCCGUAUUUCUUUUGUUUUUAUGCGACCAGUGUAUAUUCUGAUAAGGGACAUUAUUGAAUAAAAUUGUAGACUUGAAA
Molecule: messenger RNA, 10274 nt
Organism: Danio rerio (zebrafish)
Lineage: Eukaryota; Metazoa; Chordata; Actinopteri; Cypriniformes; Danionidae
Source: RefSeq, a predicted model, not a curated record